AUGUCUGUGCGCGGAGGAUUUGUGACCUACUUCAUCCUCUUGAUGGCCAUCGUGUAUGCAACGCUGGCAUCCGAUAUCAUAGCUCAUGUCAGUAGCACACACGAUGAGGUAUGUUAUGAUGGCUGUAAAAAACAUGGUCGGAGUUAUUACUAUUGCCACACAAAAUUAGGCUGGGACUACUGUUCUCCCUCGCUAAACCUGGACUACUAUGGAAAAACUUGCAAGACAGACCAUCUGUGCGCCAAGCAUGGAUACGAAUACUACUGGUGCUACAACAAUGCUGGCAGCUGGGGCUAUUGUGGACCUGUUGAAAGGAAACUCACACGGUACACAUCCUCCACGUUAAAGAAACUGUGCUUAGAUGACUGUACUUACAAUACUCGGAAAGAAUAUUUCUACUGCUAUACGAGUACAAAUGGUGAAUGGGACUACUGCUCUCCUGUUCCUAACGUAUCCUCUCAAAACGAAAUCUGCAAUGUUGACGACCCUUGCGGUUUCCACGGUGAAGAUUACUAUUGGUGCAUAAUUGGUAACAGUUGCGGUUAUUGCGGCUUAGUUGAUUGGGAGAACUGCCAAGGUAAGGCGUUUCGGAAGCGUGCUCUCCUAGCUGAUGAAGAAAAACGAACUUGCUUUGUGGACCAGAUAAAUAACAUAGAAGUUAACUAUAUUAUAAGUGAAAACACAGCUAUAGCAACUUUGAGACCAAAUCAUUCACAACGUAAAAGUGCAGAGGAACGCAUUAAAACAUAUUCCGAUGGUACACUGACAGAAAAUCGAGGAACUAUGAAGAAAAACCACGGCCGGAGUGACUGGCGCCUUGACAUGCAAGGCUUAACGUCCCCCGGUGAAGACGGUCAGCAAUACUACAACCUUCAACUACAGUUAAAUAUACCACGAAACAACGCAAAGCAACGUACCACCUAUGCUAUUGUAUUGGUCCCUGUUCGGGAUUCUACUAAUGUUAAAUAUACUGGAGAAGAGCGCAUCCGUGAUGCACUUCGGACAAGUUUAACAGAAAAGAAACAAAUCAAGAUAGAAGUGAGGAAAAGGCCGCGACGUAAGUCGUGAAUAAAAAGUCAGCUGUGUAAUUAAUUAUUAAUUUCUUAAGUUUUCUAUGGGUUUUCUUACAUCAUCAUUGUGUAUUAACACCGGUCGUCGUCAUUUUGCCGUCCUUCAUCAGUUCAUCGUAAGGUCUCAUAAAAAAAUAAAGCAUCCACGGUUUUAGAGAUUUUUGGGUAUCUCGCUGGAUACAGGUGGAUAGAACUAACAGUUGAAGGAUUUUUGGAGGAAAUUACGAGCGGACGAUUAUAUUCAAUAGAGACUUUAAGAUUGACGUUUACGGCAAACUUCAAAUCGUAUUUUGAAAUCAACUGCUAUAGCUGUUCGAAGUUAGGGCAAUUUGCGCACUAAAAUUUGAGCAUCAAUUAGCUACUGUUUAAUAGCUGUCGAAAUUGUAGGCCUUACUCCCAGCCGUAAACAUCAAUCUUAAAGUCCCUAAUUUUACACCUAACCAGGAGCAGUUGCGAAAAAUGCAACUAUAGGCCCUGUGACAGGAAUCGUGAUUCCGGUGCAGCGCUCAAACUGACUGAGCUACAGAGCCCAGUUGUCGACCUCUAACCACAAGUUCUUGUACAUAUUUAGUGCAUGGGUGAUGUAAGAUAUGGGUAAAUAUCGGGAUUCUUUGGGAUCUCGCUCGAUAGAACAGUUAAAGGAAUAGAUAGAUACAGUUAUAGAAUUGAUAAAACAGUUAUAGAAUUGUAUAAUCUUCUGAUCGAAAUUUCCAUCUACGAAACUCCUUCAACUGCUUAAUUUUAGCCAAUCUAAAAGUUUAAAGGUGACGUAAAGUCCGUUCUGCGCAUACGUUCAGUUCUGCGCAGGCCUAUACAUUCCAAUGGUCGGAACCCGGCCAUUGGAAUGUUGUUAAUAUUUCCCACCUUUCGAACUUUUUGAAUUGAAUCUCUAGUCUCUAUUAAUUUACAAGCAUAGCGAACCAGAAGAGUGUUAAAAAUUCAGUAUAAUAUAUAUCUAAUCAUAUUUUACAACUGUAGCACUGAGUUAAAAAUGUAAACAAAGCGUUUGUUUACAUUACGGACUUUACAUCACCUUUAAAUUUCCUUUAUCUACCUCUUUUGAAGGUUGAGCGAUUGUAAUUCGUGUAGUUUUAUUCACAGGAUUAUUCAAUAUACCCAUGGCAGCCGCCGUACCGCAUAUGCACGGCACUUGAAGCUCUUAACGGAGCUAUAGGUUUUAAAGUGGGGUGAGGUGCUUAUUAUAGACAAUCUCAGUGAUAUACUGUAAAGAUUUCUUGACAAUAGAUUAAAACAAGUACAGGUAGAUUGUUAUAACUUAUUGGAUUCUUCUGAGCCCAAUUCAAAUGCGAAUUAGAUUCUUCUGGCCGCAAUUUGAUACAAUAACUUUUCAACCAUGAAAACAUUGAUAGGCCAAAAAUUAAGCAAAAAAAGGUUACAGAACUAAGAUUUCCAGCUACUAAAGGUGGCCAUAUAUGUUGGCAACCUAACCCCCCAUUUAAAGAACGAAAAAAGUAUUUAUUGAAUAAAAC
Molecule: messenger RNA, 2560 nt
Organism: Paramuricea clavata
Lineage: Eukaryota; Metazoa; Cnidaria; Anthozoa; Malacalcyonacea; Plexauridae
Source: the annotation of a GenBank genome assembly